Messenger RNA from Chelonus insularis, 646 nucleotides. Its product is annotated as general odorant-binding protein 19d-like. Gene Ontology annotation, molecular function: odorant binding. The record is from RefSeq and is a predicted model, not a curated record. The coding region runs from base 98 to 514 and encodes 138 amino acids. The transcript is spliced from 5 exons. Lineage: Eukaryota; Metazoa; Arthropoda; Insecta; Hymenoptera; Braconidae.
AUGAGUCACAUCAGAAGAAAAAUUCACUUGUGGAUGAGUAUAUAUAAAUAAGAGUGCAGAAUUUUUAAUUAUAAUCUAUUGUUUAUUUCUUCGGAAAAUGUACACCAUGAAAUCUCUAUUAAUAUUAUUCGUUAUUUUUACGGCUAAUUUUUACGUUUUUGCUUCACCUCAAGGCAAGCCUCCUUCUGAGCAAGAAUUAGAACGUGAGCGACAAAUGCAAAAAUGUUCCAAACAAACUGGAAUCGACCAUACAAAAUUAACAAAUGAACAAGUGCUAGGAGAAAAUGUUGAACAAGAAGUAAAAUGCUUUCAUGCAUGUAUGUUUAAAGAAACAAAAAUAAUGAAUGAUGAUGGUACAAUAAACAAAGAAGUAGUUUUUAAUUUCCCUCCUAACAUGUCUCCAGAUAUCAAAGAACAUUUAAAAAAUUUACAUGCUCCAUGUAUUGAGUUAAAGGGAGACACCGAUUGUGAAACUGCUUUUCUUCUUUUCAAAUGCUUGGCUACACGACAAUAGGAAUCUGGAAAGUGUAUAAAUGUUUCAACUGGUAAUAUUUAUCGACCUAUUAUUCCUGGCAUGACAUUGCUAGCUGCAGAUAAUUUUCAAAAAACUUAUUAUACAUAACAAUAAAAAAACGAUAAUAUUUAA